Messenger RNA from Oncorhynchus tshawytscha (Chinook salmon), 652 nucleotides. It is a transcript of the gene sf3b5, whose product is annotated as splicing factor 3b, subunit 5. Gene Ontology annotation, cellular component: precatalytic spliceosome; U2 snRNP. Bases 197 to 457 code for a protein of 86 amino acids. Gene Ontology annotation, biological process: mRNA splicing, via spliceosome. NCBI's taxonomy places the organism in Eukaryota, Metazoa, Chordata, Actinopteri, Salmoniformes, Salmonidae. The transcript has 3 exons. The record is from RefSeq and is a predicted model, not a curated record.
ACCAGCAUGGGAGAGUUGAGCAUAGUUCAGUGUGUUUGUGUUGCACUCUUUCACCGAGUUGGAAAAGGAAACAGAACAAAAACUGGCUACUCUUUAGUUGACUGAUGUAGCUGGCAAGGUGAGCAGGGUAACCGGGGUCUCAGCAGAGUCAGGCAGCCAGGGAAGACCAGUCCGUGACAGAGACAUUUGCCUGAAGAUGACAGACCGCUACAACAUUCACAGCCAGUUGGAGCAUCUUCAAUCUAAAUACAUUGGAACAGGCCAUGCGGACACCAGCAAGUGGGAAUGGUUGGUGAACCAACAUCGGGACUCAUACUGUUCAUAUAUGGGUCACUUUGACCUGCUGAAUUACUUCUCUGUUGCUGAGAAUGAGAGCAAAGCCCGUGUGCGCUUCAAUCUCAUGGAGAAGAUGCUGCAGCCCUGUGGCCCACCUUCGGACAAACCUGACGAUGCUUAGUCUAAGGAGUUCAACUGGCAGGAAUUAGAAAAUGUAGUUUUACUGUUUGGCUAUCCAUCAUGUUGAUUAGAAGUCAUGUUUGAGAUGCAUGAAAUGGAAACAAUGUUGAUAAAACAAUGCAUCAGUUUUCCUUUUUCCCCCACCCAUUUUAUAUUUGCCUUAAGAAUUUGCAUUGAAAAUAAACAUUGAAAAGAA